GUACGGUUAGGACAAAAUUGCGUGGUCAGGUAAAAUAGAGGACAGUGUUGUACUACGGUGAAGAUCUGAGUACAACUUCUCUAUAACAACUUCGUGAAAGCCGUUCAUUUGAUUUGGGCCAUGGAAGAAGAUGAUGACUAUGAGAGUUUACCGCCGUCGUCGACGAUGACCACGCACAUGGUUGCGGGAGCGGCGGCCGGGGUUAUGGAGCAUUGCGUCAUGUAUCCAGUGGACUGCGUCAAGACGAGAAUGCAGUCUCUUGUUCCCGACCCGAAGGCCAACUACCGGAGCAUGCUGGACGCUCUGACGAAGAUCGUGCGGUACGAGGGUAUUCGGAACACACUGCGGGGGAUCAGUGCUGUGAUCUCGGGGGCGGGACCCGCCCACGCCAUGUACUUCGCGUGUUACGAGAAGAUCAAGAAAGUCAUCAGUGGCGGCCAACAGGGCAACCAUUUUGCUAAUGGUGUGGCUGGGUGUGUGUCCACUUUAUUACAUGAUCUCGUUAUGAAUCCAGCUGAUGUGGUGAAACAAAGAAUGCAGGUUUACGGCAGCCCAUACCGGACAUGCAUGCACUGCGGCAAAGUGAUUCUUAAGAAAGAGGGAAUGACUGCAUUCUACCGCAGUUUCACCACACAGCUGGCCAUGAACAUUCCCUUCCAGGCGAUUCACUUCAUGACGUACGAGGUCAUGCAGGACACACUGAACCACGAUCGCCGCUACAACCCACAGACGCACAUGAUAUCUGGUGCCCUGGCGGGGGCUGUGGCCGCGGCAACCACGAUGCCACUGGACGUGUGUAAGACGUUGCUCAACACUCAGGAGCAGUGCGCCAAGAAGCGGGUUACGUGCAUCAGCGGGAUGUCUUCCGCGUUCAGGACUGUGUACGAGUUCCAGGGAUUCCUCGGGUAUUUCCGCGGACUGCAGGCCAGGGUUGUGUACCAGGCCCCCGCCACAGCAAUCUCCUGGUCCGUGUACGAGUUCUUCAAGUACAUCAUCACCGAGCACCAGAAAAAGGACGACUCUCACUUCCUGGCUACACCCAUCCACGCGUCACCAGCUGUGGUGCCUAGAUAGAUCACAACAUAACUCGGCCUGUCUUUCUAUGUAACACUUGAGUCAAACAAAAUGAUGAUUUGGUUACUGCUGAAAUUAAGAGUGUAUUAGACCAUCAGUCAACCUAUCAGGAUGGUUAAUGUCACUAAUUACUAUUUUUGGGGAGUAUUCUAGUGUAGAUUUAAUACAAAGAAUUAAGACAUCUGAUUCGUCAGCGGGAUGUUUUUAAUACAUCAGUUAAAUUGUGGUUACAAGAAAAGGCAUUUUCUACUUUGGUACUAACGUAGAUAAAAGGUAAACUAAAUGAUCACUGCCAUAACAUACUGGAAUACGUUAUUUCAGUGAAGCAUGAAACAAGAAAACUGGCUUGUUUGAAACCAACCAAAAAUAUUGAAAUAUAUCACGAUAUUAAAUUAAAUUAACCAGUUGAUUGAGGAACUGAAACUUGUGUGAUCAAACAAAGUACACUAUUAUGUAACAGUCACUAUUAGGCAGGAAAAAGAUGGUUAUCUACUCACUAUUAGGCAGGAAAAAGAUGGUUAUCUACUCACUAUUAGGCAGGAAAAAGAUGGUUAUCUACUCACUAUUAGGCAGGAAAAAGAUGGUUAUCUACUCACUAUUAGGCAGGAAAAAGAUGGUUAUCUAGUCUCUUCACUGUCAUUUUCGUUCAGGGUCUGUUAUAUGCACACCAAAACUUGCUUUUUGCAUUUAAUGUGUCCAGUAAGAAUUGUUUAUUUUGGGGUAAUUUAUCAAUACAUAACAGUUACAUAUUUGAUUAAAUGGUAAAUAAAGUGAUUAUAUAAAUUAAAAAAUGUGACUGUUAUGUAUGCCAAUAAAUUUCUCCCAAAAUUGAGAACAAUUCUAAAGCAACCAAUAUAGUAUCCAAUUUUUAUAUAAUUUUUUUUCUUCUUCUUCUUUACUGCAAAUCCUCAUCUGCAAUGGCAUUAUUCAUCAAAAGAUAAUAAUGCACAGGGUUGUUUUGGUGACUUCGUAUAACAGCCAAAAGUUUCUACUUCUAAUAACUUUAGAAACAUGAUUCUUAUACUCAAGAUAAAAAGAGAAAUAAAAUCACAGAAAAGAGAAAUUUACCAAGCAAACAUUUAAACAAAUAAAACAAUUCAAAGCGUCUUCUGAAAAUUUAUAUAAAAAGUGUUUUUAUGCAUCUAUAGCUCUUUGCAUGACUAAAUUGAGAAUGAAAGUUUAUUGUGGUUUAUGUUUGUACUGUUUCUUAUGUCAUGAAUUUCAAUUGCCUGCAAACAGUAUGGUAAUUUUUAGCUAUUUUGUUUUCACUUUGUGGUGCACUUAAACAGUUAAUAGUUUGGUAAAUACCACAUGUACAAGUAUACCACUACGAGGAAGUAACAAACUCGUGGUAUUUGUGUUACUGCCGUUACUGCCAUGUACAUCCUCAUCUGGUUGUCGGAUGAAGAACCUGAGCAAGCACCAUUACACAAUGCAUUCAUAACCUUCAAUGUCAAUCAGUUUUCCACAAACCGUUUGAUACAGACGUAACCAUAUGCACUGUAAAAAGUAUUCUAGUUCUGGAUUGUUAAUUAAGAUUAUGGUGAUGUAUUUUAAAAAAAAAAAAAAAGCAUAAAUGUGGCUUCUGUUUUUCUUUUUUUGCUUUAUUGUAAUGAAGAUCUGUCUAGUUAGGACUGUUACAUUGAAGGCUCAGUUGUGUGGAUAUAAUGCUAAGAUGUAAUGUGUCGGAUUUCUAUCACAUUUCAACUUCUUUAUUGUGUGCAUUGAAAAAGUGCUAAAAAUAACUUAUUGAGUAUGGUAUAGAGAUUCAACCUUUUAAGGAUCUUUUCAGCUUCUUUUUUUUAAAAUGGUUAUCACAACCUUGCUGAUGUGCUGAAAAAAUUACAAAAUGAGUCACUAUAACUCAGAUUGUCAUUUUGACUUAUUUGAACUUAUUGUUAGUAAUGUUACUUUAUUAUUAUGAAUACUUUGUCUAAUUGAUGAGGUAAAUGUAUCAAAUUAACUAAUUAUUUUCAGUAACAGUAGAGUCGAAUAAUGUCUGCAACAUUUGGUAACAAUGCUGCUAUUUUAUUUAUAACUGGUUUUAUUUUCACAUAACUGAAUAGUGUCACCAGUGUUUAGGUUUCAGUGAUGGGUUUUGUUUGAUUGUGAGGAAAUAGGUCGGGAAUAUUCAGCUUUAAAUGUACAGGCUUGGUACAGAGCUGGAUGGGUUAGUCUCAUUUAUAGUACAAAAAUUCAAAACGUUGACGAACUACGGUGAAAUGACAGUAAUAUUGAUAAUGGAGGCAUGUUUUGGAGAGCAGCCAGUGGAGUGUAGGCUGGUUAGUGUACCCGAUGUUCUGUCAAUGUAAAGUGAUGGCAUCAAUGUUGUUAUCCUCAACAUGCCACUGGUUGGCAGAGUAUGUAAAAAAUAACCAUUUGUUUUAGUUUGUGUCUAAUACUUUAUGCAUGUCUUUUGUUUUAGUUUGUGUCUAAUACUUUAUGCAUGUCUUUGUUUUAGUUUGUGUCUAAUACUUUAUGCAUGUCUUUUGUUUUAGUUUGUGUCUAAUACUUUAUGCAUGUCUUUUGUUGUGCUUACCGUUAUUAUUUUAGAUAGAACUUGGUUUAGAUAUAUCCAAAUUAAAAUACCCAUUUUUAUUUAGUCAUAAACAAUAUAUAUAUAUAUAUACUGAAUGACAAAAGAAAUACAAAUAAAUGCAAAUACCCUGUAUAUAAUCCCAACAGUGUAAAUUAUCAUGUGAUGUGAAUUAAACAAACUUCAUUUAGGGCCAUUCAAAUAUUAUGUAACGCUCGAGAAGGUGGGUAUGUAUAUGUUCAAACAUUAUGUAGCAAAAUAUUUUGUUGGUGGUUUUUUUCCCCCCCAAAAAUGGUGUCACAAUGACAAUGCUUAAUAUAGGUAGUUAUAGUUAGAUGUAAACACACAAUAAUGAUUAUAAGUAGAGUAGAGUGCUUUCCCAAAUAUCAUAUGAGCACACCAUAGUAUGACUUGUUUGUGAAUGGGAGGGGGGUGGUCUCCAAGUGUUAUGUAAUGGGUGGGUGGGUGGGUGUGGGGUCUAGCGUUACAGAGCAUUGCAGGGGGAGGAAGGGUGUCUAAUGUUGACAGAUAUAGCAUUACUUAAUAUUUGAACGGCCCCUUACAUGUCCGGUGGCUUGUAAUGACAAGAUUUGACAAUUUCAGUGUUGUUCCGUUUCACCACCAGGCUUCGAAUAAGUGGAGAACAGCCAUUCACCAUACUAGGUACAUUUUUCUCAACACAGUGUUUUGAACAGAGACACGUGACCACCACCUAAAUGUUGAUCAGUUGUGUUUAUAUAUAAAUUGCACACACCGGUAUGAGUACAAUGAGAACAGUGACAUGAAGGAAUCAUGAAGUAUCAGCGUGUUUAAUAAUGGUCAUUUUAAACUUAAUAAAUGUCUUGUAACCUGUAGAUUACUUGUGCAUGGGUUAGCAGGCACUAUAUUUGUUUUGAUGCCUGUAAAACAACACAUUUUAUUACUAAUUAGUACUUUGUGUUUCUUUUGUCACCUAGUAUAGCUUGUGUGUAUGUAUGUCAUCUGUUGGGAAGCUUAUAGUAAUCUUUACUUAUUAACAUGGUUGGGGUGAACUGAUCCUGUUUGUUUGCUGUUAACCUAAUUUACAAAUGUAUUUUUUAAUAUUAUGAGUCAAGAUUUGUUUACAUUUAUUGAUGUGUGUCAGAAUGAUUGUCAGAACAAACUAAAACCGUAAAACAAUUCUGGUUUGCUGUAACUAAAACAUAUAUUGAACACUAUUAUUUUCCUUUUAGAAUUUGGUUGAUGUUUAAAAAGCUAUUGUUUGAGAUAUUCUUGUAAGAAUUGGUUGCCAUUUGAUGUUCUACAACACAGUAUAUAGCAUGUGUUGUAAUGUGUAACUAAUUGAUAUUAUUUCCAACAUGGUAUGAUAUAAGACCCAUUUUUGAACUUUUGUUUUGAUGCUGUGAUGACUGUUUUCCAUGGAAUUUUUAUGCAAAGUGAGAAGAGUUAUCAGACAUGUUAACUAUCUGUAAAUAUUACUGAUAACUUGGUCGUGAUGAGUAAUAUCUCUAAAUAUUACUAAUAACCUGGUCGUGAUGAGUAAUAUCUCUAAAUAUUACUGAUAACCUGGUCGUGAUGAGUAAUAUCUGUAAAUAUUACUGAUAACUUGGUCGUGAUGAGUAAUAUCUGUAAAUAUUACUGAUAACUUGGUCGUGAUGAGUAAUAUCUGUAAAUAUUACUGAUAACCUGGCCGUGAUGAGUAAUAUCUGUAAAUAUUACUGAUAACUUGGUCGUGAUGAGUAAUAUCUGUAAAUAUUACUAAUAACCUGGCCAUGAUGAAAAUAUUACUGAUAACCUGGUCAUGAUGAGUUGCAGUAAACUAGUACUGUUUCUGUGGUUAACCUGGGAAUUGUAUCAAACACCAAAGAAUUGCAAUGUCUGAUUAUGAAACAGUUGUGAAAUUUAAGUGUGAACUUGCAUAUUGUAUGUUGAUAUAUUUAGUCAUGAAAAGGAAUGAAUUCCACCAUUUGUUUUAUAUAUUAUAAUCAGAGAAAAAAACUUCAAAACUUCUUUAUAGUCAUAUUAGACAAACAUUUAGACAUAGGAAUGAAUUCCACCAUUUAUUUUAAUAUUGUCAUGUUUCAUGUGGUUCUGUUAGCAUGUGUCAGAGGAAGAACCUUUACACUGUUAGCAGCCAUUUUGUUUAUUAAGUGAACCAGUAGGCUACACACAGCAAUUGUUUUAAAGUGUGUAUCCACUGUGCUGGUUGAUGAUUGGUCAAAUACAGGGUGACAGGUUUCCUGUGUUAUGGUUGAGGUGUUUGUCAAAAGAUGAAACUUUUACACUCCUGUCAAUCAUGCAUUUACAGCUUUCUCAUUGGGUGAUUGACAAGUGUCAGAAGAUAAGACUUUUACACUGGUGUCAAUUAUACAAUAUACAGCUUUCUGAUUGGAUGGUGGGUGUGUUGGAAGAAGACUUUACCAUACUUGCCAAAAAUUGUACAACUUUCUCGUUGGAUGAUUGAAGUGUGUCAGAAGAUAAGACUUUUACACAGGUGUCAAACAUUCAGUAGGCAGCUUUUUCAUUGGAUGUGUGGGAUGAUAAAAACAUGUCUCUGUCAGUAGAUCAGACUUGACCAGUUCAGCCAAUCUAUCUACAGCUUUCUCAUUGGGCCACGGGUGUGUUGGGUGAAGACUUGCACAUACUGUCAAAGUGGAUGAUUGAUAUGCGAAAGAAACAAAGUGUCAAUCAAAUUACAGCUUCCUCAUUGGAUGAGCAAUGUGUGUCAGAAGAUAUACUUUUACACAGUUGUCAGCCAGUCAAAUUACAGCUUUCUCAUUGGAUUAUAGGUUUGUCAGAAGAUAAAGACUUUUACAAACUUGUUAUUGGAUGAAAAGUGAAUCAGAACGUAAGGAUUUUGCAGAUUUCUUGACUUUUACAAACAAAAUUCCUAAAACAACUUUAACAUUGACUCUUUGGUGCAUCACAAUGUUUGAAGGUAUAACAUGGUUUUGAACAGAAUCUGGAAUAGAUAAUGAACUUUGCUAUGCAUUUCAAACAGGGAUCUCGAAACCAUUUUACGGAUAAAAGUAGCAGCAGCAGGCCACACGAGGUUUUAAGGAAAUGAAAGCCAUCUUGGAUGUCCAGUAUAGAUUUGCCAGCACGGACUGUUCCAUGAGAUGUGAAUGCGCAGCAUGAUAGCUGGCAGCUGUAUGUGCUUUGACA
This is a messenger RNA of Gigantopelta aegis, 6754 nucleotides long. Its product is annotated as mitoferrin-2-like. Gene Ontology annotation, biological process: iron import into the mitochondrion. NCBI's taxonomy places the organism in Eukaryota, Metazoa, Mollusca, Gastropoda, Neomphalida, Peltospiridae. Gene Ontology annotation, cellular component: mitochondrial membrane. The transcript has 5 exons. Gene Ontology annotation, molecular function: ferrous iron transmembrane transporter activity. Bases 121 to 1074 code for a protein of 317 amino acids. The record is from RefSeq and is a predicted model, not a curated record.